AGCUGGCCCACUGGCACUGAGUCACCUGCGGGCCCGUGGGUUUCUUUCUUCUCCUUUGCAUCUGAUUAUUUUGGGAGCUGGAAACUUGGAGCUGCAUCUGAGUCCCGCCCCUUCCAGCCUCCCCUCCUUGCCUUGGGCUCCGAGGAAGAUGGGACCUGCUGAGACUCUGCCACCCCUUCCUAAGGUUAUAGAAGACGCGGUGGGGGCCGGAAGUGCCAUGGGAGAGACGCCAGCCACCGAAGUGCAGUAGCCGAUAUGGUGAUCCGGCUGCCUUGUCCUCCAGAGGUGCCGGGAGAGGAGGGGAGUCUGGUCCAUGCCGACUGGAUUCCUCCCGGGCUGGCUUUGAACUCACCUCCCACGAGAUUUUUCUGUAAAUGAGUGGCUUCUAGGGUCAGAGUGGCAUUUGGAGAGCGAGGCUGGAUUGGCUUAGGCCGACCUGGGCAGGUAGGUGGCUCUGUGCUGGGUGUGGCCCCACGUGGGAGAGAGUGUGUGUGGUCCCCGUGCUGAGGACAGCAGGGGGCCCACAGAGAGCCGAGGAUGCGGGAUUUGGCAGCAGCUCGUCCUAACUGAUGCUGGGCCAGCCCCGGUCCUGAGACGGGUGUUGUGGAAAAGGGACACAAGCACCUGGCCUGAGCAGGGUGAGAGCAGCGCCCGCUCAGACAAGCCCAGGCCCUCUGAGUCCACAGCUCAGACACGGGGCAGAAUGCCGAGGCAGGGAGCGGUCGGAGGGGCAGGCCAAGGAUGGAAGCCAACCCGCCAGCCGGCCGGACAGCACAUCGCUGCUCCCUCUUCCGACAGCCCUGGGCACGAAGGAGACAGCUUUCUACCCAGGAAUGCUGUCACUCGCCCAGGCAGUGCCAGUCAGCAUCUCUGUGUGUUCCCUGCCAAGCUCACGGGUGCGUUUCCUGAGAAGAGCGCCGGCCAGGGCACAGCUUCCCCAUACUCAGGGCCCAGCCAGGGGCCACUGCGCAGCCUGGCCCCCACGAGGCAUGCUCCGGUGCGUGUCAGGCCGAGGGGCGUGGGCCCCCCGCCUCCCCCACACAGCUGGCAGCCUCACGGGCACACCGGGAGUGGCGCUUCCUGGGCUAGAGACAAGCACCAGCCUGCAGUGGGGAGCUCCAGGCCCAGCUGCCCGGAGGAGCGGCACGGCCCACGGGACUGGCCGGGAAGAUCCUUAGUCUUCCCUCUCCUGGUGCCUGAGAGCUCUGCCUACUGAAGGGUAAGGAGAGGAAGAAGAGGAGGCAAGGAAGGCAGCCCCGCGGCAGGCACCAUGUUCCGCAAGAAAAAGAAGAAACGCCCUGAGAUCUCAGCCCCACAGAACUUCCAGCACCGCGUCCACACCUCCUUUGACCCUAAAGAAGGCAAGUUUGUGGGCCUCCCCCCUCAAUGGCAGAACAUCCUGGACACUCUCCGACGCCCCAAGCCCGUGGUGGACCCUUCGCGCAUUACGCCGGUGCAGCUCCAGCCCAUGAAGACUGUGGUGCGGGGCAGCUCUGUGCCCACAGACGGCUACAUCUCGGGGCUGCUCAACGACAUCCAGAAGCUGUCAGUCAUCAGCUCCAACACCCUUCGCGGGCACAGCCCCACCAACCGGCGGCGGGCACAGUCCCUGGGGCUGCUGGGGGAGGAGCACUGGACUGCGGACCCAGACAUGUACCUGCAGAGCCCCCAGUCUGAGCGCACUGACCUCUACCUCAGCUGCAAUGGGGGUGCACCCGCAGGCCGCCGGCAGGUGCCAUGGCCAGAACCACAGAGUCCACGGGUCCCGCCCAAUGGGCUGGCCACCAAGGCACAGUCCCUGGGCCCCGCCGAGUUCCAGGGUGCCACCCAGCGCUGCCUGCAGCUGGGUGCCUGCCUGCAGAGCACCCCACCCGGCACUUCACCCCCGGCAGCCACGGGAAGGCGUGGGGCCAAAGCCGUCAGGCAUGGCUCUGAGGAGGCCCGGCCACAGUCCUGCCUGGUGGGCUCUGCUGCGGGCAGGCCGGGCGGGGAGGGCAGCCCCAGCCCUAAGACUCAGGAGAGCAGCUUGAAGCACAGGCUGUUCCGGAGCAUGUUCCUGUCAACUCCUGCUACAGCCCCUCCGAGCAGCAGCCAGCCAGGCCCCGCACCACAGAGCAAGCCCAACUCCUCAUUCCGGCCACCACAGAAAGACUCCCCCGCAAGCCUGGUGGCCAAGGCCCAGUCCUUGCCCGCAGACCAGCCCAUGGGGACCUUCAGCCCUCUGACCACCUCAGAUACCAGCAGCCCCCAGAAGUCCCUCCGCACAGCCCCAGCUGCCGGCCCUCCUCCAGGCCGGUCUUCCCCUGCUGGUUCCCCCCGCACCCGGCACGCCCAGAUCAGCACCAGCAACCUGUACCUGCCCCAGGACCCCGCAGUAGCCAAGGGUGCCCUGGCCGGUGAGGACACGGGCAUCGUGACACACGAGCAGUUCAAGGCUGCACUCAGGAUGGUGGUGGACCAGGGCGACCCCCGGCUGCUGCUGGACAGCUACGUGAAGAUUGGCGAGGGCUCCACGGGCAUCGUCUGCCUGGCGCGGGAGAAGCACUCGGGCCGCCAGGUGGCCGUCAAGAUGAUGGACCUCAGGAAGCAGCAGCGCAGGGAGCUGCUCUUUAAUGAGGUGGUGAUCAUGCGGGACUACCAGCACCUCAACGUGGUGGAGAUGUACAAGAGCUACCUGGUGGGCGAGGAGCUGUGGGUGCUCAUGGAGUUCCUGCAGGGCGGGGCCCUCACGGACAUCAUCUCCCAAGUCAGGCUGAACGAGGAGCAGAUCGCCACCGUGUGCGAGGCCGUGCUGCAGGCCCUGGCGUACCUGCACGCCCAGGGCGUCAUACACCGGGACAUCAAGAGCGACUCCAUCCUGCUGACCCUGGAUGGCAGGGUGAAACUGUCAGACUUCGGAUUCUGUGCUCAGAUCAGCAAAGAUGUCCCUAAGAGGAAGUCCCUGGUGGGAACGCCCUACUGGAUGGCCCCUGAAGUGAUCUCCAGGUCUCUGUACGCCACUGAGGUUUCCCCAGUGCUGCGAGACUUCCUGGAACGGAUGCUGGUGCGGGACCCCCAGGAGAGAGCCACAGCCCAGGAGCUCCUGGACCAUCCCUUCCUGCUGCAGACUGGGCUCCCCGAGUGCCUGGUCCCCCUGAUCCAGCUCUACCGCAAGCCGACCUCCACCUGCUGAGCCCACCCCGAGUGCGCCUGCCACCUGUGCCCACAGGCAGGGGACACGGGGCAGCCAACUCGCCGCCAGGGCCUGCUUGCCUCAUUCUCUCAGUAUUCUCUCCAAAGAUUGAAUGUGAAACUCCCCCUCCUGCCCCUCUGCCCACUGGGCCAGGCCGGACCUGCCCCUUAGCCUCUCCCCCUCCCAAGAGAGUCCCCAGUUGCCUUUGGGAUGAUGGAGACCCCUUUUUCAGGAUGACCCUUUGUUAUUUGCACAGGGAUAUUUCUAAGAAACACGGAGACCAGCACUUCUGGCCACGACAGCCAACACAGCAGAAAUGGCUGCUGCGUGUUUUUUUUUAAGGCAGCAUCCCAGGCCACCCACGAGGGCAGAGUGCCUGUCUUUACCAGGCUACUUGCUGUUCUCAGCUCCAGUUCCUAACCCUGAUGUUUCGAGAGGGCCAUGGGGGAGGUUUUUAUUACCUAAGUCUAUCUAUCUUCCCUUGUGUCUGACUUCCUGAAGGCACAGUCCCACCUGCACCUGCUUCCCGACCCGCCUGCACUGCCAACACACAACACUCCCAUGCACAGCCUGCUCCGAACUGUGAACAGCCUGCCUGUAGGCCAUGGGAGCAGAAGGGACAUUUGCUGGGUGAAAGAGAAAUACUGGGGGUUGGUGGUAAAGGUGGUGUCACUUUACAGGAUGCAAGUGCUCGUGUGUGUGUGUGUGUGUGUGUGUGUGUGUGUGUGUGUGUGUGUGAAGGUCACCCCGACAGCCUGGUCCCUUCAGUAUGGCUUCCUCAUCCUCUUUCCCACUGAGUUCUGCUCUGAAGAGACCUGCUUCCUUGGCAUGGCUUCCCACCCCUUAAGUCCUGCGUCUCUACCUGACCAGAGAAGAGGUUUGUAUUGAGGCCGACACAUCCGGAGGGCUGGGCAGCUUUCCGAGCUUCUCCCGUACUAUGGAGUCGGAGCCCACGUGUGCAAGGAUGAGGAAAGAAACUUCAUUUUACCUAUUAGCUUCAUCUCAAUCACCAGGACAUCAGGGACCCUUCUUUUCAAAAUCCUGGUCUGGGGGAGGUGAACCAGCUCCCGGGGUUCCAUCAGGUCAAGAGACUGGGCACCCCAUUUGUGAAAACCAUCUGCCUCUCACUGCCUCCUUGGGCACCUGUCUCUUGUCCUCCUUCCUUCCCCACCUUCAGGGCUAUUGUGAGACAGGGAAGCCCAGGGAAGCACUCCAGGUGUCUGGGCCCAAUCUAGAUCAUAUUUUUAGAUUCCUCUGCUCCCUAGUGGCCUGAUUUGGGGCAAAAAAAAGAAAAUUACAAGGACUUUUUUAAAGGUCAGUUUUAAAAACAAAAGCAUCUUCCCUAGAAACUUUUGUGAAUUGUUUGCACUUGUGCCUGUUUUAAAUUAAACUGAGUGUUCAAAACCUCGGA
This is a messenger RNA of Myotis lucifugus (little brown bat), 4583 nucleotides long. It is a transcript of the gene PAK6, whose product is annotated as p21 (RAC1) activated kinase 6. Bases 1271 to 3172 code for a protein of 633 amino acids. The record is from RefSeq and is a predicted model, not a curated record. The transcript has 10 exons. Gene Ontology annotation, cellular component: cytoplasm. Lineage: Eukaryota; Metazoa; Chordata; Mammalia; Chiroptera; Vespertilionidae. Gene Ontology annotation, molecular function: ATP binding; protein serine/threonine kinase activity. Gene Ontology annotation, biological process: protein phosphorylation; intracellular signal transduction; regulation of MAPK cascade.